Messenger RNA from Dracunculus medinensis (Guinea worm), 816 nucleotides. The record is from the annotation of a GenBank genome assembly. Lineage: Eukaryota; Metazoa; Nematoda; Chromadorea; Rhabditida; Dracunculidae.
AUGUCAUAUCUACCUAGCGUAAGCGUAAGCGGAGCUGCUGCAGCUGUAAAUAUGAGUUCAGCUGCUAAUAUGGCUGCUGCUGCAUAUUUCAAAAACGGGACAUACGGAGGAACACAUAUGACUGGUGCUGCUCUUAGUUUCACACCACCAGCCCACAAUUUUUUGCCUGCUAGUAUGGGUUAUAUUAGCGGAACAUUGGCCGAUUGUCAAAGUGCCAGCAUGACCGCAUGGGGAACAGGUCAAGCAUCAAGAAAGCAGAGACGAGAACGGACCACAUUUACUCGACUUCAACUAGAAGUACUCGAAAGUUACUUCUCGAAAACGCGGUAUCCAGACAUAUUUAUUAGGGAAGAAAUCUCUCUCAAAAUACAGCUGCCAGAAUCGAGAGUACAGGUUUGGUUCAAAAACCGACGUGCAAAAGCUCGUCAGCAAAAAAAAAUAGCCAAGCAAGAGCCACAUACUUCUGGCCUUUGCAUUAAUAAUAGCGGUCCGACGGAUCCAAAUACGCAGUCAGAUAGUCUUAAUUCUAAUAAUGAUACUAUAAAAGCUGAAGAUGAGUCUGAGCCAGCGGUUGUCGUGCAACGAUCAACUGUUUCUCCUACAGAGAUUGAUGCCGCGAAAAUUACAGCUUUUCCAGCAACAUAUUUAGGAACAAUAUCUCCUUCUUCGGCAUAUUCCACACAACCACCGUUUCCACAAGGCUACGGAUAUGCCGGUUAUCAAACAGCUGUUCCAACGCCAAUAGACUAUUUCCAAUAUCCGGCAAAUGCUGCAACAUAUGGAGCAAGUGAUGCCUGGAAAUUCAUCAAUCAGUAA